Molecule: messenger RNA, 1556 nt
Organism: Hydractinia symbiolongicarpus
Lineage: Eukaryota; Metazoa; Cnidaria; Hydrozoa; Anthoathecata; Hydractiniidae
Exons: 6
Coding region: 1-930 (309 amino acids)
Molecular function (GO): protein binding
Source: RefSeq, a predicted model, not a curated record
AUGGAAAGUAACAAUAAAAUAGUUUUUAACAUAAAACCACAAUAUUGGAAAUUCAAAGAAAUGAUAAAAGAUUUGGAACAUAUUGGUUUUCAGGUGACGGAUGAACGCCUAAAUGCGCAUGAGAUCGUUAGGAAAAACCUUUAUCCUCCUGGAGAAGUGAGCAAUAUAAUUUGCUCAUAUUUGUCACGUAAAUCAUGCAUAUUGAGAUGGCAAAAGGACGCUAAUAAAUACACCGUUAGAAGACAAGAAAGUAAAAAUUCAACCUGGAAUAACUUAGCAACUGACAUUUCUUGCAAUCAAUACAUCGUUGAUGACAUGGUAUUUGGUGAAACGUGCAAGUUUUGUGUUGUUGCUAAAAAUCAUCUUGGUGUAUCUGAUGACAGCAUUGUGUCUUAUCGUCACGAACUUCCAAACGUCAAGGGUGUCCAAUUUGAAGAUAUCGUGGAAAUUAUUAAAUCUAACGAUAUCGAGAAACUGAAAAAAUUACUAUCCAUUCAUCCAAACAUCGUUCACAUGAGAGGUAAAUAUAAACACACACCAUUGAUGUGGACAGUAUGGAACACCGACAAUACAUCAAUGGUGGAAAUACUUAUCUCAUAUGGGAGUGAUGUUUGGGCGGAAGAUAGAUUGAAACAAAACAGUUAUCAUGUCGCUGCAUAUCGUGAUCGUCACACAAUAUUAGAUAUGUUAUGUCGACAUGAUGUAACAAACAUCAACCGUGGAGAUGUUGACAACCGCACACCAUUAUAUUUUGCUGCAGCGCGUGGUCACAUCUCAUGUGUUGAUGUUUUGUUGCGUCAUGAAAAUAUUGAUGUGAUGAUCAAAGAUAAAUAUGGAUAUACAGCUUAUGAUUAUGCUGGAGUAUGGAAUGGACAAAACUGGGAAAUAAUAAGACGAAAAAUAAAAGAAUACGAAGACAGGACGAAGUGAAUAUUUCAAAUGAUUUUGUUUUGAAAAACAACAAUCAGUUUGUGAGAUGAGGAACGAGUCCAGUUUUUAGUUUUAUUUUAUAUUGUAAUAAAUUUAUUUGUAGUAAAACGUACUGAAACAUUUUUCUGUUCGAUUUUUAUCAAGCCUUGUUUCGUUUAUAUUUCAUUCAGGAAGCGACACAUGUCAAAGGUCACGUGUUUUUUUAAACUGUCUCAAACUUGCGGCAUGGUGCAAUGUAGAGUAAAUCUUAUUUAUUACAAACGUCAACUAAUAUACUUUCUCAACCUCGUCCCCAAGUCUUGUUAGGCCUUUAUAUUUUGAAGGCCCUGGCUGGUCACGUGACGACAGAAUACCCACGUAUAGUGGGUAUUUUGAAAAUAAUUAUUUGUCUCGCUCUUCCAAAAUAUACACAAGCAGUCGAGAAAAAAAUGAAAGAACUAACACAAUUAUUUAGAAUGGUUAAAAUAAUAUUAAUAAGAAAAAAAUUAUAUAUAUUUUUAUAUAAAUAUUUUUAUAUAAAUAUUUUUAUAUUGUAAAAAAUAUUUUUAUUUAUUUAUAAUAAUAUUAUUUAAUGUUUAAAAGAACUGUUAAUAAAUAUUGUAUAAUAUAUUAAACAUUCACACUUG